Messenger RNA from Nothobranchius furzeri (turquoise killifish), 5938 nucleotides. RefSeq names its product coagulation factor VIII, procoagulant component (gene f8). Gene Ontology annotation, cellular component: plasma membrane. Gene Ontology annotation, molecular function: signaling receptor activity; oxidoreductase activity; copper ion binding. NCBI's taxonomy places the organism in Eukaryota, Metazoa, Chordata, Actinopteri, Cyprinodontiformes, Nothobranchiidae. The record is from RefSeq and is a predicted model, not a curated record.
GCCCUUUAAACGCCCCGCUCCCGAAGACGGAGCACCAGAGCCCGGCCACCGUGAAGCAGACCGGUGCGACGUGAUGGAGAUGAUGCGAAGCCUCCACCUCCUGCUGCCGCUACUGCUCCUCCACUCCUCGCUCGGAGCGGAGGAGAGGUCCGCUGCUGUCCGGGAGUACUUCAUAGCAGCGGUGGAGAUCGGCUGGGACUACAUCUACCUGGACGGUGCUGCACCCGCGUCCGAUCAGAGGGGGAGAUCAAAAGAGGUUGCUCAAAAAUACAUAAAGGCAGUUUACAGAGACUACACUGACUCCACAUACACAGUCCCCAAGUCAAGAGCAGCCUGGACAGGUAUUCAAGGCCCAGUAAUCGUCACCCAGGCUGGUGAAACAGUGGUAGUCCACUUUAAAAACCUGGCCUCUAAGCCCUACAGCAUCAGCCCUGUGGGGAUCACCUACUGGAAACAAUCUGAAGGAGCUGGGUAUGAUGACUCCACAGCUGGAGAGGAAAAGGAUGAUGAUGCCGUCUUUCCUGGAGGAUAUUAUAAGUACGUGUGGAACAUCAGCCCUAAAGAUGGUCCGACUAUCAGCGAUCCAGACUGCCUGACGUACUCGUACUCCUCCCAGGUGGACACAGUCCGAGACAUGAACUCAGGACUCAUCGGGGCCCUUCUCAUCUGUAAAUCAAGUGUGUUCACAGAUGAAGGCCAUAGGAGAUCUCCUGCCUUCGUCCUCCUGUUUGCAGUAUUUGACGAGACUAAAAGCUGGUAUGGAGAGAGGAGAGAGCGGAUGACCAGUGAGAAGUUCAGGAGGAGCAGCAGCAUGAAGGAAUACCACACCAUCAAUGGAUACGUCAACUCUUCGUUACCCGGUUUGACGUUGUGUCAGGGCCGUGACCCUGUGUCAUGGCACAUGAUUGGGAUUGGAACAGCGCCAGAAAUUCACUCCAUUCGCUUCCAGGAUCACUCUCUGCAGGUGCUGACUCAUCGUAAAGUCACGGUGGAAGUGACUCCGAUGACGUUUGUCACAGCAGAAAUGAGACCCACCACCUUAGGCCGCUUCCUCAUCAGCUGUCAGAUACACGCCCAUCGUUACGAUGGCAUGAAUGCUCUGUUCACGGUGGAAAAAUGCCCUGAACCCAUCACCGUGCCAAAAACGAGUCUGCGCAACGUCCAAAACAACGAUUACAGUGAAGAGGAGGAGGAAGAGUCAGAUGAUCUUUUCAACACCGUCCACUAUCAGCCCAAGAAGCCACAGGUCCAAGCCAGAGCCAGCAGAGGACAGCAGCCCACUAUCUGGGAGCAUUUUAUCGCUGCUGAAGAAAUCACCUGGAACUACGCUCCUCAUCUCAAACCCACAGACAGUGAGCUGCAGUCCAGAUAUCUGCCUGCUGAGCCUCAUCACCUCCACUAUGAGUAUAAGAAGGUCGUGUACGUGGAAUACACAGAUGGGUCCUUCACCCAGAGGAAGAACGCUGACAUCACGCUGCUGGGUCCAACUCUGAAGGGAGAAGUCAACGAUCAGCUUCAUAUCACAUUUAAAAACUUGGCUAGUCGCCCUUUUAAUAUUUACCCUAAUGGCCUGUCGAAGAUCUACCCGCAGCAGAGGUCCAGGAGCGCUGCAGAAAAUGAGUUGCGCUCCAUGGAAGUUCCUCCCAACGGGACGUUUGGCUACAUUUGGAGUCUAACAACAGACGACGGACCCUUGGAAGGAGACCCCCAGUGUCUGACCCAGCUGUACCAAAGCACCAUUGCUCCUGAGCAGGACCUGGCCUCUGGGUUGGUGGGCACCCUUCUCAUUUGCAAAUUCGACGCCAUAGACGUGAGAGGAAAGCUGUUGGGACCUGAUAAGAAGAUAGACUUGAUAUUUGCUGUGUUUGAUGAAAACAAAAGUUGGUACUUCAAGCAAAACAUGCAGAAAUCACGCCUCAGCUCGUUCAGUGAUGCAGACCCUGAAUUCUACCGGUCUAAUGUCAUCUACAGUAUAAACGGCAUCAUGUUCAGUGGGCGUCGGUUCGUCAUGUGUCAGACUGAUGUGUCCUUCUGGCAUGUGGCCAACGUGGGAACGCAGAGCGACUUCCUCUCUGUCUAUUUCAGUGGGAACCUGUUCCAGUACCAAGGCCUCUACCAGUCUGUCCUCACCCUAUUUCCCAUGACUGCUGUAACUGUUCCUAUGGAAACAGAUGUCAUCGGUGAGUGGGAGAUAAGCGCCUUCGACAACAGCCUCAAGAGCCGCGGCAUGAGUGUCCAAUACACCGUUCUUCCCUGCAACAGCGGAGAGAUCUCAUUGGUUGAUCACGAUGAAGAUGAAGACAUCUCUGAUUACUAUGACGACAUCCAGCCAAGAGGCUCAAGACCCCAAAAUGGCACAUUGUUAGUCCGAGUGUGCAAGAAACUCGUCUCUAACAAGACAAAUGUAACUUUGAACAAAACUGAGCGUGUUGCAUGUGAGGUUAGGAGAGUCCCGGUGGCAUCACUGGGAGAGACAAAGCCAUCCAAAGAUGCAGGAAUACCAGAAGAUGUUCUGCAAAAGAUAGAGAGAGAUGACGAUUGGACAACUCGUCACAAUCGGACUGGAAAAAGGCAGACAAGACAGUUGGACGGUAACUGGACUAAUGGAGAUGCCGAUUUUGGAGCCUUAGAUGAAGAAAUUCUAAUGAAAGUUGAACGGGAAGAUGCAGAAAACAUGACUGAUACUGACUCGGAGGUAAUGACUAAAGGGAGGAAUGAGGAGAACAGAAGGACUAUAGAGGAUGCCAUCUUACCAACCAGGGAAUCGUCAAUCGGUGAAAAGAUCUCAUCUGCAGAUUUUAUAUCUUUAUACGACAUGAAUAAUACCGUAGUAACUCAGGACUACUUAAGUACUGAGCCUGAGAGGCUUACAGAUGUGUUACUGGAUCUGGAAUACAACUUCACUGAUGCUAACGCUACAGAUGUUAAUCUGUCUCUCGAUUACGACGACUACAGUGAUGAGGGAAACAGCUCUUCGGAUGUUUUAAGUAGUGAUUACUUGAACAUUCGCUCUGGAGAAUUCAGACCCCGUCACUACUUCAUCGCUGCAGAGGAGAUCACUUGGGACUAUGGCAUCAAGACACCACUUCAGUUCAUCAAACCUGAAGAUACACGUCGAGGGAUGAGGAAGUUCUUGCCUGAAUAUAAAAAAGUGGUGUUUCGAGCUUACAGGGAUAGAGACUUCCAAUAUCCCGUUAGCAGAGGAGAAUUUCAGGAGCACUUGGGAAUCAUGGGGCCUUUAAUAAGAACUGAAGUUAACGAUCUUCUCACUGUGGUCUUUCGGAACAAAGCAAAGAGGCCAUUCUCCUUUCAUCUCCAUGGAGUGUACGACCGGAGUCAGGGGGCUGGCGUUGUACUGACCAGUUCUUCCUCUGCGCCAGCCGGAGUUCCCGGGGAUCCUGUUCCUCCUGGAGAAGCUCGGACUUAUAACUGGAAAAUAAACAAAAAACAAGGACCCGCUGAACCAGAAUUUGACUGCAAGACUGGAGCGUAUUACUCCACUGUGGACAAGGAGAAGGACCUUAACUCAGGUCUGAUUGGUCCACUGGUGAUCUGUAAAUCUGGUACCCUGAAAACUGGCCGGAACAAGAAGCCAGACAUCCGGGAGUUCUCCCUACUUUUCCACACCUUCGAUGAAACUAAAAGCUGGUACCUGGAGGAGAACCUGCAGCAGUACUGUGCACCACCCUGUUGGGCCAACCCAAAGGACCCCUGGUACCACACUAGCAACAGGUUUGCAGCAAUAAACGGUUACGUGGCAGAGACUCUUCCUGGUCUGAUCGUGGCUCAGCACCAGCCAGUGAGGUGGCACCUUCUGAAUGUGGGAGAUGACAGGGAGUACCACGCUGUGCACUUCCAUGGUUUACCAUUCACUCUUCACACUCAACAAGAACACCGUAUGGGGGUCUUUAGCCUCUUUCCUGGCGUGUAUGGGACUGUAGAGAUGAGACCCCCCACCGUCGGGACAUGGCUGGUGGAGUGCACCAUCGGAGACUACCAGCUAGCCGGAAUGAGGGCCAAGCUGUUGGUUUAUAAUCCAGAUUGUGCCUUACCUCUGGGAAUGAAAUCAGAAAGAAUCGAAGACUCACAAAUCACAGCGUCAGAUCACGCAGGCGACUGGGAGCCGAGGCUGGCGAGGCUGCACCAGUCUGGUUUCAUCAACGCCUGGGUGGGCAGAAGUGGCAAGUCGUGGUUACAGGUUGACCUUCUGAAACCAACCCUGCUGCAUGGUAUUCAGACACAGGGAGUGCAAUCAAAGCUGAGGGAUCACUACAUCACCUACUUCUUCAUCUCCUACAGCCUAGAUCAACAGACCUGGACCACUUACAUAGGAAACAACACCAGGAACAAGGUCUUGUAUGGUAACGUGGACAGCUCCAGGGUCAAAGAAAAUCGCUUCUAUCCACCAUUCGUGGCUCGCUACAUCAGGAUCCAGCCACGCAACUACGUGUUAAAGCCCGCUCUGCGGAUGGAGCUGCUGGGAUGCGAUCUGAACAGUUGCUCCCUCCCUCUUGGACUCCAGCUGAAGUCGAUGCCAGACAGCAGCUUCAGAGCCUCCUCUUUCCAUUCAUCUCUGCUGCGAGCCUGGAGCCCACACUUUGCUCGGCUUCACCUGACUGGAGGCGCCAACGCCUGGAGGCCAAAAAGCAACAACCCUCACGAGUGGCUGCAGGUCGACUUGGGGAAAGUGAAACGGCUCACAGGAGUCAUCACCCAGGGGGCUCGAUCGCUGAUGACCCAGAUGAUGGUGACUGAGUUUUCGGUUGCUUAUAGUCCAGACGGACAUUCCUGGAGAACUGUGCUGGAGAGGGGCUCUCAAGGAGAAAAGAUCUUUUUAGGAAACAAUGAUCCAGACGAGGAAGCGCUGAACGUUUUUGACCCUCCCUUGUUCGGCCGCUUCAUUCGCAUCUACCCGCGUGGGUGGAUCAACGACAUCGCCCUCCGCCUGGAGGUGCUGGGCUGCGACACGCUGCAGUGAAUCUGACUCCACGAGACAAAUGUGCUGCAGAUGAGGAGAUUUAAAAUUCCUUUGGCUUCCUCUGAAGUUUUACAGGAAAUGAAAAAUGAUAAAUUGUUAUGCUGGGCACUUAAAUGACAUAAAAUCUGUCUGAAGUUAUUACCUGUAGCCAGGAGAUUGUUUACAUUUUCACUUUUUUGUGUGAAAUAUGUUGAAGGCUUUAGUUGUAUUAAAAGUCGUGAUAAACUAUGAUAAAGACUUUUGUAUCACAUAGCUGUGGUAGCAGCUACCUUUUGAAUGUGAGCUUGUGUAAAUAUUUCUGAAAAGUUUGUAUGUUCUGACUAAUUCUGAUAAACUACAAGUUUAACAAGAGUUUCUGUUCAAUUAUGUCAUCGCUACACAUAAGCACAUAAACACUAAGACGCAUGCCAAACAGAACAGGUUCCCAGAACACUUCCCCGUGCUUUUUAUUAUUUUUCCACAUCUCUUUUUGCCAGAAUGUUCCUAAAACGUUGUUUUGGCUUAUCCUCUUCUAUCCAGGACCUCCUGGGAGAACAAAAGUCAACCGUUUAAAGAUGUAGCCAUGCACAAAAGGAAGCAAACUCCAAACAGACUUUAUCACCUCAUUAUCAGACAGGAAGUUUCCACGUGAGAAGAGAGGAGGAGGAGGAGGAGGGUUGGUGUUGUUUUGUUUGGAGGGCAGAUCGGACAGGACCCGUGUUGGCAGAGAUGUAGCAGUGGCGCUCUGUACCCACCUGGCUUUCACACUUAUCUCUCUGGAAACCAAAACAAAGUUAGCAGACAGAGCAUCUGCAUCCAUCUCCAGCUGAACGGUGCGUCAGACACACAAUGGAUAGCAGAGAUGGAAGCAGAUCACCUAACAGCGUGUGAACGCAGCAGAAAUAACAAAUACAGACCGAUUUCUGUCAAGGCUGCACUUCAUUGCUGAGUCUCAUCAGCUGGAAUAAAAAGUAACUGUUC